AUGGCGUCCGUCAAAUCGGAGCCCGUGGAUGACCCUGGCGCCGCCCUUGGCGCCGUUGACGCCGUCCACGGUAUGACCGACAACGAGAAGCAUGAUUAUCUUCAACGUCUUGUUUCCUCAGCCAACUCGCCAGAUCUUCUUGAGAAGGGUGUCAGUGUUGGCGUGCGGGUGCUGCAGACCCUCAAAAAGCCACUUGAAGCGGCAGGUCUCCAAGCUUCAGGCGCCCAAUGGCUGAAGGCCAUCAGCGACUUUGAGACCCUUGCGAAGGCAACGCGGACCAUCGUCGGUGUUGUCGGCGAUACAGGAGCUGGAAAGUCGUCUGUCAUCAGUGCUGUCCUUGAUGAGGAACGGCUCCUCCCUACCAACUGCAUGAGAGCAUGCACGGCAUCUCCGACUGAAAUCUCGUACAACUACUCCGAGAAUCCGGACGAACUCUACCGUGCCGAGGUCGAGUUCAUCAGCGCUGACGACUGGGUCAAGGACCUGCGCGGCCUCUACACUGACCUUCUUGACGGCAAUGGCGAGGUUUCCCGCGAGUGCACGAAUCAAGACAGCGAUGCUGGCGUGGCCUACGCCAAGAUCAAAGCUGUCUAUUCCAAAUUGACCAAGGAACACAUCGCACGGGCAACACCCGAAGGCCUUGCGAGCCAGGUUGCCGUCCGCCAAGUGCUGGGGACCAUCAGGAAGUUGCGAGCAACAACAGCCGCCAGUUUGUAUCGCCAGUUGCAGGAAUAUGUUGACAGCAAAGAAAAGAACACCGAGAAGCGGAUGGAGUUCUGGCCGCUGAUCAAGGUUGUCCGCAUCUACACCAAGGCUUCUGCCUUGGCCACAGGCGCUUGCCUCGUCGAUCUUCCAGGCGUCCAGGACUCAAACGCAGCUAGAGCCGCCGUCGCUGCCAAUUACAUGAAGGCAUGCACCGGUCUGUGGAUUGUCGCCCCUAUUACACGAGCGGUGGACGACAAGACGGCCAGGUCCCUGCUUGGUAACUCGUUCAGACGCCAGCUCAGGUACGACGGCACAUAUUCUGCCGUGACCUUCAUAUGCUCCAAGACGGACGACAUCUCUGUCACCGAGGCUGCAGAGAGCCUGGGGAUUGACGAGGAGAUUUCUGAGUCUUGGGCCAGGAUCGAGGAAAUUUCGGAUGAAGUCAGGAAGCUUAAAUCUGACAUUGGCGAUUUCAAAGACGAGCGAGAUGCGUGCGGCGACCUCAUUGACAAGAUCGAGCAGGAUUGGGACAAAUGGGAGGCCUUGGGCAGCAAGCUCGCUGGAGGAGCCACCGUUUACGCCCCAGCGCCCAACUCGCCAAGGAAGAAGCGCAAGCGGCAGGCUCGGCCACUUGGCAACCGCAAGAAGCUCAACUCCAGCGAUGUCGAUAGUGACUUCUCGGAUUCGGACGGUUCGGACUUCAGUGAUAAGGAAAAUCAAGGACCACCGGCAGAGGACAGAGAACCACUUACCGCCGACGAGAUUGAAGCCGAGCUCGCGUCUCUAAAGGCCGAGAAGAAAGAAGUCCGAGCGAAGAAAAAGGAGAUCGAGGACAAAGUCAAGGCCAUUCGUGAAGCGAUCAAGGAGCUGGUCACUGAGAAAGACAUGCUCCUUGCUGAGGUGAAGGCUAUUUGCAUACAGGGCAGGAACGAGUACUCGCGACGGGCCAUCAAGCAGGAUUUCGCAAUGGGAAUCAAGGAACUCGAUCAGGAAAACGCGGCCGAGGAGGACGAGGCCAACUUCGACCCGGACGUCGACCUCCGUGACUACGACGCCGUAGCUGCAUCUCUCCCCGUCUUCUGCGUCAGUAGCCGUGCUUUCCAGAAACUGAGCGGCCGCCUUCAAAAGGAUGAUUUCAACGCAGGGGGCUUCCAGUCAGUCGAGGAGACCGAGAUCCCUCAAAUGCAAGCACAUGCCAAGAAACUCACCGAGGCAGGGCGCGCUGCCAGCUCUCGGCGCUUCCUCAACGACCUCAUGCAGCUCCUCAAUUCCAUGACGAUGUGGGCCUCUGACGACGGCACAGGGUCGAGCCUGACUGACGCUGAGAAAGCCAGGGAGGAGACGCGCCUGCGCAAGCAACUGCAUAAGCUGGAACAGAAUCUCGAGGCGGCGUUGAGAGGGUGUAUGACUUCUGUAAAACAGGCUUUGACCGAGCACAUUUUUAUGAGUUUCGACAAGUACGUUCCGAUGGCGGUGGACGCGGCUGUGCCUACUGCAACACAAUGGGGAGCACCGAAGGCCGUAGGCGGUCUGUAUUGGGCGACCUAUAAGGCGACUUGCCGACGGAACGGUGUCUUUGCCGGCGCUUCGGGGGCCCUUGAUUUCAAUGCGGAACUCUUCGACCUCAUUUCGAGGCAUCUCGCCAGCGGCUGGGAGCGCGCUUUCCAACGUCGUCUGCCGACGUCCCUGGACGACUUCCUGCGGACCGUCAAAGUGCAUUUGGAGAAGUUCCACGCUGAGGCAAUUGAGCGGGCGAGGGAACUGGGAACACACUACAAUGGUUUGCACAUGCUGGGUCAACAACUUCAGGCCCACUCGCAGCGCUCCGCGGAUGUCCGUGGUGCAGUUUUGGCUCUGGCACAGGAAUUGCAGCGGGAAGCAAAUGGGGCCUCCACUCCUGUUAUCCAGGAUGAGAUGACGCCGGCCUAUGAGGGCUGUGUUGAGGAGCGAGGUCCUGGCUCCUAUAUGCGUAUGAAGAGCCUCAUGAUUCGGCACGUCGACAACCGCCGCACCGUCAUGUUUCGGAACGCCACCAACUUUGUGCAAAGGCAACUCGAAGUUGACUUGUGCAAUCGCAUCCAAGAGACUUUGGAGGCACACGUCCAGGAGCUGAAGUCCCGGCUUGCGCGCGACUAUCUCUCAGUCCUUGUCGGCGUUGACGUGGCUUCCAUCGGACUCGGUCCAUCUCGCUUGGAGCUUAUGCUGCGCGCAGAGAUGUUGCCUCUUUUGGCCAAAACUGAUGGAUUUUUUGCUGAGCUUUUUUCUGACAGUGGGAAGGACGAGAAAGUUCAAACGACUGAUGCGGACAACAGCGAUGGCGAGCAAGACGACAACGCCGCAAGGCCUGAGCAGGGACUGACAACGGCCGAGGAGUCUGUCACAGUCAAGGGCGAGCAGGAGUAA
Messenger RNA from Parathielavia appendiculata, 3108 nucleotides. RefSeq lists its product as uncharacterized. Lineage: Eukaryota; Fungi; Ascomycota; Sordariomycetes; Sordariales; Chaetomiaceae. The record is from RefSeq and is a predicted model, not a curated record. Bases 1 to 3108 code for a protein of 1035 amino acids. The transcript is spliced from 6 exons.